AUGCUGGUGAAGGCCGGCAUCAUGGCGGUGACCUCGCCACGGGCGACGGGAGCAGACGAUGAAACCGGCAGCGGUGGCGGCAGCGGCAGCGGCAGCGGGUUUGGGAAGCCGCCUCCGGAAAGAAACGGACGGGGUGAGAUGAGAAGGCCUUCCGGGCUAGUGGCGCCAGGGGAACGAGUUACUAACAACCAUCCUCCUGGGCUGGUUGUGCCACGGGGGGGCGACGGCGUUGACGACUGCAGGGAGGGCGGGUACCGAGGGCUGUUGAUGAGCCCGCUUCGUGAAGCGGUGGCCAUGUCGUUCGGCGGCAGGCGGGUGAAGAUGAUGGCCUCCACGCACCCCCCGUCGACGAGGCCCAAGGACGUUGGCCACGGCGGCCGCACGGAUUGGGGGUGCCCUCCGAAACCGCAGCGGCGGCAGACCAGCCCGCCUCAGACCGGCACAAAGAGCACGGAGGCGGCAAAGGAAGCGGCAGCAAGAAAAGGGUGUGGCCGGGCCGUGAGUUUCCUGACGGCGGCGGCGGGAGCGGCGGGAGCGGCGGGCGCCGGCGGUGGCGGCAGCGAUUGCGGCGGUGGUGCCUUCUCUGCCGGCGGAGGUUUCAGCGACAACGGCGGCACCGGCGGCGGCAACGCAGGCCACGGCGACCGGAAACCACCGACGAUUCCGGUUCAUCAGCAUACUGCAGACGCGAUGCAGAAGCAAGAAGUAUCGGUGCGCGCUGAUAGGCUGCUCUCCUUGCCGAGGACCACAGAAGCAGCAGCAGCAGCAGCAACGGCGGCGUCAGGGGGCGACGCCGGUGUGGACUGCGCCCCUCCCAUGCAGGUCGGCGAGCAAAGCGCGACGUCGAUUCGGCGAAGGGUGGAGGCGCUGCAGCUAAGGAAUCUGAGAGAGGAGAAGUUUCUCUGUGCGUUCAUGCGCUACAGGUUGAACAUUUCAGCUGAGAAUCUUCGCGGCUUAGACCGUGUGAUUCUGGCGAGCGAGGCGAGACGAGCGGUCGUCAACGCAGAGGUGAAGGCCGCCACCGAGGCCUUCCGGCGGGACAUUGCCGAGGCUAACCGAUUCAGGUUGGAAGCAGAGGCGUGCAAGGCAGCGCUGGCGGAAGUCGCCGUAAUACCCCCCGUACCCGCCAACUCCAUCGCCCGGGGAGUGUACGGAGACUGGUUCCAUGGACGAGAGUACAACAGGUUUGUCGACAAGACUCGGGAGCGCUACGGCGACGGGUCGGACGAGCUCUUCGUGGCCACCGACGUGGUUAGUCAGCAGCACCGGACUCGGAACGGGGGCGAGGGCGGCAGCGUAUGGGCCGUGGGCGUGAAGGGACUCGGGCAAGGGACCUUCGGAGUCGUGACCCGGCUCGACGUUCUCACCCUGGGCAAGAGCUACGCCGCUAAGGAGUUCAAGGAUGUGAGAGGCGGCGGGUGGGAAGGGUGCAUGCCGCCGCAUGCCAACAUCGCCGGGCCGUCCGCCAUGGACGACCGGGAUAAGGACUCCCUGGUCGUCUUCUAUGACCUAGCCGUGGACGACUUCCAUGGCUACGCCACGGGACAAGUCCCGGCCAGCCCGGGAGUGCUCAUGCGGCCCCCAAAUCCAAGCCCUGUCUCGAGCCUAGCCCUCAAUCGUAAUCGUCAACCAACCCGUUUGGCCAUGCUAUUGUCCGACAUGACUCGAGGGCUGGAGCACCUUGGCCGACAUGGCAUUGCACACAAUGACGUCAAGCCUGGCAACAUGGUGAUGAUCGGCAACUUAGAGAUGGAGAUGUCGACGAGACUUUUGUCCGACAUGGCUCGAGGGCUUGAGCACCUUGGCCGACAUGGAGUCAGCCACAACGACGUGAAGCCCGGCAAUAUGCUGGUAUUUCAAGACUCGGGGGUACUCGUUGCCAAGGUUACCGACCUCGGAUGUGCUCUCGCUCACGGGGACAUGAGGAGAGGGCAGGGCACGAUCGGGGGCCGGGUACCAGAAGGGAUGAUGCACCGGGAAGUCGCAUGCGAGCCGUCUCAGGACGUGUUCGCUCUGGCACACAUGAUAUUGCUGACGCUAACGAAGAACGAGUGGAAGAGCAGCAACAUGUGGGUCAGCAAGGACGAGGUGACGCUUCGCAACCAGAUCGACCCUCGCGUCCGCGCAGCCCUGCUCAAUCCGAAGCACCUUUAUGACGGCCUCACCGACGACGUCAAAGAGAAGGUCAUCAUCCUCCUCACCAAGGCGCUCUCGCCAGACCCGACCAAGCGACCUCCCAUGGCCGAGAUGCUCGCCGAGUUGGACGACAUGAACGAGUGCCUGCUCGAGAUCGAGACCCAGGGAGUAAUCUCGGCGGUGGCGACGGCAGCGGUGGCUGGGGGAGGGCCGUCCCGAACGGCCAGCACAGAAGCCGGAGAGGCUGGCGUCACCGACGGUCACGGAGCGCCGCAUCCGCCGCCGCCGGUGCCCGAUACCCUCGAGGCAGUGUCUGGAGCUGUCCAAGGAGGCGUGAGCGCCGUUCCAGACCAGUCCGCGGCCGUUGCAGGAGAAAACGUCAUCAUCCCGGCGAUCAUCCCGGAGGCGGCGGUGGGCCCCGUCGUUUCGAGGGAAACAGCCGACGGCAGUGUUGCUACGGCUGAGGAGGAGGGAGGAGGUGGGCGUUCAGCUCAUGCUCCACUGGCGACGCCAGCCACCGACGGCCAGAGGUCGACUGUGUCCCGACCCCUCCCGGGAGGUUCCAUGCCCGUGUUGGAAGUUGUUUCUGGAGGACUGCCGUCCCACGACGGUCCCAGCGGCGGUGGUAACCAUGUUGUGCCGGCCGCAUGCGCCGCAUCGAUCGUCCAGAGCGGAGUUGUUACCGAGGGAUCUGCGGCGGUGAUGCUGGUGUCUGCUGGUGAGGGGGGAGGUGUGGCGGCGACGGCGGCGGUGGAAGGGGGAAAGAGAGUGGUGGACAGCCAAGCACGCCUCCUGCAGUAUCCGACGAGGCUAAGGUCACCGCGAACCGGCGAUGUAGCGGUAGCAGAUCGAGUGGGAAGGGCAAACGGGAGCCGAGGGACAGGGUUGGUGCCGCGGGCGUUGGCGGUGAACGAUGCCACGGCUCCCUAUGUCGUUGGAGGUGGUGGCGGACGGGGGCUUCGCACGUCGCACCACAGCAACCGACUCCCUGCAGGUCCUGCCCCGAGGAGGCCUACCACCAGGACGAACGCGGCCGGUGGUGCAAGAAUGGACACCGGCCAUGUCACCAAUUCCCAUAGGGCCGCCGGCACUGCGCGGGGGGGGGUCCCGCCGUUCGCUCACCGACAAAGCCGCUUCAACCCCCGCGGUCCCUAUGGCCAGGGCAGGACGAAUGCCAACCACGGUGGGCACCACAGCGGCAGCAGGAGUCACGGAUCUUCUUCCCCCCGCCAGGGACACCACCAACAUCACCCCGGCGUGCCGCUUGCAUGGGGGCACCACCACCUCCAUGCCGUGGCGAACGACCUGGUGCUGCCGCAGCCGCAGCCGCAGCCGCAGUUCCGGGCAUACCCGCAGCACCAGCAGUCGUGGGGCGUGGGGGGAAUAGGUGCCGCACCCUCCUACUACGUCCCUUCGGGGUCCUCGGCAAGGCAUAUGCACCACGGUGGAUAUGUCGGAGGAGAAGGAAGAGCAGGCGUGUUCCGCCCGCCUCAGAUCCCGGUGCCGCUGCCACCGGUACCGCAAUCCUCGAUUUACCAUGACCCGAGGUACGCGGGAGGCGGCUGCGGCUGCGGCGAAUGGGGUGUACCCCGUGCGCCAGGGCACAUGCAGUUUAUCCCGGGUGAAGCGUUUGUCCCUGCCUACUACCCAAUGGCGAUAGGUGUAAACGGGUUCCCGCCCACGUGGCAGAGAACAUGCGUUGUGCGGUGAUAUACGUGUACAUAUUUUGAUGAAACGAAGAGCGUCUCAACUGUCUCAACGGAUGCGUGUUUUUUUGGGCGUGUGUGUGCCCCUGUGUCAACGGAGAGGCGCGGUGGUCGCAUGUACAACAUAAUCGUGAUUGUGAGCAGCUUUAGAUAUUGUUAGGUUCCUGUGAUUCAAGGGGGGGCGCUUUGGAACGGCACUUACUUUUAUGCUAGGAGGGAGCUAGCUAGUGGUCUUUCGGUGG
This is a messenger RNA of Ectocarpus sp. CCAP 1310/34, 4084 nucleotides long. Lineage: Eukaryota; Phaeophyceae; Ectocarpales; Ectocarpaceae. The record is from the annotation of a GenBank genome assembly.